AGAGACGGAAACAAUUCUUUCUAUGGAAACUGGAGCAUGGAUGACUACUGUUGCUCUUAGCACUGGAUAAAUAGUGAAUUAAAUGUCUAAACUGGUGUUUAUUUCAUAGUAUUACAUUUGAAUGAGAGAUGUUGGCCGAAGUUCCAGGGAACCCUCUAAGCUCUGGCCUCCUCUGGACAGCCACCCGGGGUAAAGAUGAAAAGGGCCCAGGCAUAACCCUGCAGCGGUCAAGGGAUGCCCAGAGGAAGAUGUCCUCCCAGCGUUGCUGCUUCCUAGGGGUAGAGACCUGUGCAGAGCUGAAGUGGGAGGACUGGGAGCUGGGAGGGGAGUUCACUAAGACCCUGCUGCUGAAGAACAUUCAUAGUAAACUACAAAAACUACGUUUCAGGCCUCCUGCGUCAAAGUUCUUCACCACCUUGUUUCCUCAGAUCAUCACUCUGAGUGCUGGAACCUCUUUUUCUCUUCCUGUUACAUUCCGCCCCCUUGACAGGUGCGAGUACCAGGACACCAUAGAGUUCCACUGUAAAGAUGGGUUGUUCCAGGUGUCUCUGAGGGCGACCAUCCCUCGCCAUGCUCUGGAUUUACCCGAGUCUGUCCUGCUACCCCCCUGUGCUGUUCUCCACCAAUCACAGACCGUCUUCAUGUUCCGCAACGCCAGUAAGCUGCAGACAGGUUUCCAGUGGGAGGUGCCCUCUCCCUUCCGGCUGUGUCCAGAGAGCGGGAUGCUAGAGCCGGGUCAGGAGUGUAGAGUCACGGUGCUCUUCAGACCACGGGAGGCGUUGGUCUACCAGGUCCAGGCUAGCUGUGCCUUCGGGGACAAGGGAGAGAACAGCUGUACUCUGCUCCUACAGGGUCUAUCAAAGUACCCGUUCCUUCAGAUCAGUGCCCCGGGUCAGGAGGAAGGAUGUAAGGUGCUGGAGUUUGGUAAUGUGCCUGUCGGCUGCACCAUGGAAAGACACUUUGAGAUUCUCAAUCCAUCCUCAAUAACGACUUCCUUUAGUCUGUCCAGGAUGCAGCGUCCGGCGCUGUCAGAGUCAGUGUUCCAGUGUGGUAUCCAGAAGGGAGAGGUGGCCCCGCGUACCUCCAUCACGGUACCUGUGAUUUUCUCUCCUGUAACUGUGGACAGCACCACUGUGGACUACCUGUCUCUCAGCUGCCCUGGGGCGCUCAACAAAACCCUGCUCAAAGUCACCGGCACCUGCAUAGGUCCUCAGGUGUCCCUGUCCUCUUCCAUGCUGGACUUUGGCUGUGUGGCUGAGGGUGAGGAGGCCUUGCGUACCGUGGACAUCAUCAACUCCUCCUCUGUGGAGGCCCAGUACCAGUUUGACUUGGACACCACAGGGCAUAGUGUCUUCGCCUUGGAGCCGGCCUGUGGUGCCCUGCCACCCAACAGCCACCGGAGCCUACGUCUGCUCUUCAGACCACACCACCCCAUGGGACACCACAGGAGGGUGGCCUGUCUGCUGCUACACAGGGAGCCUCUGUUCCUGGACCUGAUAGGAACCUGUCACUCUGAGCAGCUGAAACCAGCCAUCCUUCACCCCAGACACCUGGUCCUGUACCGGCAGCACCUGUUCCGGGGACUCACCUGCUACCCUCCUGAUGUACUCGGUGCCAUGCUGGCAGAGGACAAGAUCCAGGUGGACCAGGAGGGAGCUCUGAUGUUACAAGAGGAUCCUGCUGCUGUGCCAGAGAAGAGCCCUAUGGAGGAAUAUUACCAGGGCUGUGCAGGGGGCAGGGUGGAGGCUGAGCUAGGAGGCAGCGGCGAGGGGACCAGCACCAACAGUUCCCACAUCACAGUGGAUCCCCCAGAGCUGCUGUUCCACAAUGGCUCCCUCUCUACCUCCCAGUCUGUGACUCUCUCCAAUCACACCAAGGGCAAGCUCAGCUUGGUCUGGACUCCGGCUCCUAACUCCCCCUUCUCCGUCACACCCUCGUCAUGUGACCUGGGACCCCUGAAGUCGACUGCUUUCAGAGUCAGCUACACGCCCAGGCAGCACAACACCUUCCACGGGGCACAGCUAGAGUGCUUCGCUCUCUACAAGGUGUCGAGGGACCAUCGGCAGGUAGAGGACCGUACUCUGUGCCCUCCCUGGUGUGUCACAGUCCGGGUCAUUGGACACUCCUUCCAGCCUGGCCGGGAGCAUUUCAUUCCCCGCUUCUCCCUGCAGCGCCCCCGAGUGGUCUUCCCUGCUCUGAGCCUGGUCUCGUACAGGACUGUGCUCCUGGAGAACAUAGGAGACUUACCAUUGGUGUUCAGGCUGGACCCAGAGGAGUGUCCUUCAGUCACUGUUCAGCCCACCAGCGGCCUGGUCCAACCUGGACACCACCAGAUUCUCACCCUCAGGACCACCCCAGCAGAGGACUGCCCUGCCAAGCUACCCCUCACCCUGCACUUCAAUGCCAGUCCCAAGCACACCCAGGAGCUGUCGGUGGUCAGUGUGGUAGAGAAGCUGUGUGUGUCUCUGGAAGGAGAAGGUAGUCUGUUCUUCAAACCCACGGCGGUGGGCUCCUGCUCCCAAAGCCCCUACACGGUCAGGAACCUGACCAGGUUACCUCUGAGGUUCCACUGGAGGAUCCCUGGUCCUGACCAACGUUUCAUCUCUGUGGCGCCUGACACGGGAGUCCUGCAGCCCAAUGAGACCAUGGUGCAGACGUGGUCCUUCACCCCAUUUGAGGAAAUGGUUUACAAUCUGAAGCCCAACUUGACUUUCUGGCCAAUCCAGACGCCCGGAUGCAGGAAGUCCCGCCUCCCCCUGAAAGUUGUGGGCAUGGCCUCCAAAGGAUCCAUCCAGGCAGAGCAUGGCGUGCUGGACCUGGGGGAGGUGUUGGUGGGAGACUGCAGGUCCUUCGAGGUGCCUCUCAUCAACAACGGUUCCUGUUCUGUCAGCUUCUGUUUGGCUGUACAACAGAGCCUGCUAGACCCGGGGCUGCCUGAGAACACACAGAAGAAAGACCCUGUUGCCCUGGAGCUGGACUCUGUGAGAGGCACCAUCCCAGCUCGCUCCAGGCUGCUGAUCCGCUCCACUGUGAGGCCUGCCAGGAGGACCAGAUACUGCUGGGAUCUCACCUACCAGACACUCAGCUCUGCAGGCUCUGUGUUGGAUGCCCCCCAGCCUCUGUGCCAGGUGCAGGGUGAAGGGGUGUUCCCCACCCUGGAGGUGACAGAUGUACGUUGCAGCGGCAGCGUGGAGGGGCUCAGCAAGCUGCAGAUCUGGAGCCUCUUUUCUCUGGGCCAUCUCAACGCCCACCUGCAGAGAGACCCCGCCCCGCCGGAGCUCACCUACCGGGUGCCCACCAGACACAGUCUGCGUCGCUGUCCCUCCAUCUUCACGUCGGCCAUGUUGGAUUUCAACUUCAGCGCUGCUCCUCUGGGCUCAGAACCCUCCAGUGUGCUGCUGAUGUUUGAGAACACUGGGAGCAUCCCUGUCGAGUGGUCGUUCCUGUUCCCAGAAGACCAGCAGAUAGAGCUUGAGUACUGGGCUGAGACUGGGGAGUUCAGUACUACAGAGCUCCACCAUAUGAAGGUGCAGGAUAACAGGCUGUUUAAUAUAGCACCCCGCUCUGGUAAACUACAUCCAGGACAGCAGAAGGCAGUGACAUUUAGCUACAGACAUGACUUUGCUGGUACUGACCGUCUCCCAGUCCUGUUCAAGCUAUCUCACGGCAGAGAGAUUCUGUUGAACUUCAUGGGAGUGACGGUGGAGAGAGACAGGCACUACCUCCACUUCACCUCCACCAAGCACGUCUUUGCCCCAGUGGCCAUCGGGGGGUUCAAUCCACCUAAACAGGUGUAUGAGCUGUACAACGGAGGGGCUGUCCCUCUGAGGUACCGUGUGGACACAGAGCCCCUUGAGCAGCUGACGGCUGAUAACUUUGGUCACCCCGUGCUGCAGUGUCUCAACCCCCAGGGAGAGGUGAAGCCUGGCAGGACAGCCCUGCUGGAGUGGGUCCUCUCUCCACUGGAGGCCAAGACUUACAGUGUGGACAUCUCUAUCCAUGUGCUGGAGGGAGACACUAUGCUGUUGACGUUUGAAGGCUGUGGGUUUGAUAACAGUGUGCUGGGACAGUCGGCACCAGUUCAGCUUCAUGAUGCCUACAUGUCUGUCCCCAGCACACAGAGGAUGGCCCUGCCCAACCAGGUGCUGUUCCUGUCAGAGGAGAGAUUGUGUGUUGGGGACAUCCCAGUCUGCUCUCGCUCCACACGGGUCCUGUUCCUGACGAACGUCUCCCACAGUGACAGAGUCCUCUACACCUGGAACCUGACUGACCAGUCAGUCCAGAUCUACCCAGAGCAUGGUACUCUGUCUCCGGGGGAGAGUUCUCUCUGUAUCCUGACGCUCCAGGCCUCUGGCAGCCCAAGCUUCUACCAGCUAGACAUCAUCUGUGAGGUGACCCUGGAGGAGGCUCUAUCUCAGUACCAUCAGGAUCUACAGCAGUGGGAGCUGGAGAGAGACAGACAGAGGAAUGAAUUUACCCUGACUGACAAAGACCUGCAGCAGAAUCAGACCAGUUACCCCCAGGGUCAUACACAGAGUCAGACCAGUUACCCCCAGGGUCAUACACAGAGUCAGACCAGUUACCCCCAGGGUCAUACACAGAAUCAGACCAGUUACCCCCAGGGUCAUACACAGAGUCAGACCAGCUACCCCCAGGGUCAUACACAGAGUCAGACGAGUUACCCCCAGGGUCAUACACAGAGUCAGACCAGCUACCCCCAGGGUCAUACACAGAGUCAGACGAGCUACCCCCAGGGUCAUACACAGAGUCAGACCAGCUACCCCCAGGGUCAUACACAGAAUCAAACACAGGAGAGCAACACUAAGGAGGUUGUACCUUCCCCACAGACGCCUGGACCUGUAGUCAGGAAGUACAAGACUCUGCCUCCUAUCCGUAGCAGCAGUGCCGUGGUGGGGGGUAUGUGUACCAGGCCCAGUCGUGCAGAACGGAGGGCCCAGAGAGAGGCUAGCCAGGUAUGGAGGAGACCUGAACCGCCCUGCCCCACCCUGCUACACCUGGGGGUCACCGCCCGCUCACACUCCCUCCUAGAGUUCCAGACCUUCUUUCCCUCCCUGCUCAACACACACCACAUCAACAGGUCGGCCCGGCCCAAUGUGACCCGUUGUGGAUCCCGUCAGAGCAGACCUCCGUCUGUAGACAUGCCCCCUUUCAGCCACGGACCAGAGAGAGAGAUCAUUACCCACACGCUCACCUCUAUAUUCAGGAGCCUCCUGGACGACCCUCACUUCCAACACUCUCUGGUGAACGGUGUGGCUGAAGCCGUGCCCUACUUCACCCAGCUGAGACAGACUGCUUACACCCCUAACACACCUCUCCCUGGGGCUGCUACGCCCUAUCAUUGUACCUCCAUGGCCUAUCCUGGGACUAGGGAGGCCCCUUCACCUUGCCCCUCUACUCCUCAGCUCCUCAUGGGGGGCAGUCUGUACAUUGCUGGGGUAACAGAGAUAACAAAGCAACGGCCACAGACCCCGAAGCCAAAAGUGGAGCGAGAGCGUCAGCUCAUCAUUCAGGAGACCAUCCGCAGGUUGCCAGAGUUCUGUGACGUGACAGAGGAGAUUCUCCUCAACACCUUACAGAACCUGAUGGUGGAGGCCUUUCUGGGAGAGCUGGUCCUUACAGCCAGGCCACGAAUCAUCGCUCUGCCUCCUGUCUCUGCCAGUGAAUUCUUGUCGACAUUGGGAUCCCGAGUGGCGCAGCGGUUUAAAGGCACUGCAUCUCAGGUGCUAGAGGCGUCACUACAGUCACCCUGGUUCGAAUCCAGGCUGUAUCACAACCGGCCGUGAUUGGGAGUCCCGUAGGGCGGCGCACAAUUGGCCCAGCGUCGUCUGGGUUUCGGGCCGUCAUUGUAAAUAAAGAAUUUGUUCUUAAUUGACUUGCCUAGUUAAAUAAAAGGUUACAUUUGCAUAGAAUAUCGAUGCAACACGUGCCUGCUAAGGUGAGCCAAUAACAACAGUUGGACGUAAUGACGUCACACCAAGCAACAACAACACCUACAGUGUCAUAUAAAUGUAGUGGUUAAAUUGUUUCCAACACCCAUCUAGCUAAAUUGCACAUUUUAAUAAAUUGGAGACAGCGUGUAUGCCAUCCCACAUAUCUGUUUCAUGUCUCAGGUUACCCGUGAAAAGGAGAGAAUUCCAAAAUGAACAAAUAUUUGCCAUGUGCCAAAGGUACCGCCACGGGUCGCGCCAUGGUGAAACGUUGCACAUCUGAAAUGUAAUUGCCAGCCAAUCAGAAAAGCAAUUCAUGCAUUCUUGAAAGUCGGGACAAUCCUUGUCCGGGAAAGAAAGCGUUUUUUUGGUUCAAGCGCUGGGCAUUUAGACGUUAAUGUGGAGUGGAACUUAUUAGAUACGUGAUGACAUCACGUGCCCCCACGUACCUUCAAAAGUAUUCGGCAAUGAUCAUUUAGUCAAAACUAUUUCCCACCAUCAUGUCUCAAUAAAGAAAGUUUGACAUAAGAAAAUAACAUCCACCUGUCAAAAAUGUCUCCUUAUCUGCCGUUUCCAUGACACAAUGUUGAGGAUUAUUUUAUUUUUUUUGCAGACUGCUCUUGUCAAAUAAACCUGGAUCAAUGGAAACCUGCCUACAGACUGCUCUGUUUCGUCUUAUCUAGGAGGAACAGCUGUGGUUCCAG
This is a messenger RNA of Salvelinus fontinalis (brook trout), 6652 nucleotides long. It is a transcript of the gene cfap65, whose product is annotated as cilia and flagella associated protein 65. Lineage: Eukaryota; Metazoa; Chordata; Actinopteri; Salmoniformes; Salmonidae. Bases 129 to 5804 code for a protein of 1891 amino acids. The record is from RefSeq and is a predicted model, not a curated record. The transcript is spliced from 33 exons.